Molecule: messenger RNA, 5756 nt
Organism: Labrus bergylta (ballan wrasse)
Lineage: Eukaryota; Metazoa; Chordata; Actinopteri; Labriformes; Labridae
Gene: slc7a1a
Product: solute carrier family 7 member 1a
Biological process (GO): L-arginine import across plasma membrane; L-ornithine transmembrane transport
Cellular component (GO): plasma membrane
Molecular function (GO): L-arginine transmembrane transporter activity; L-ornithine transmembrane transporter activity; L-lysine transmembrane transporter activity
Source: RefSeq, a predicted model, not a curated record
CCCAGCAACCCGAAACGUUAAAUUCCCCUUCGCUACCUGCAAAGACAGACUUUUCUCAAACUUUGUCGACCGCCGUUCACUUUCUUGACAAUUAUCCACUUUUUGGACCGCCCAUCGAAAUUUUUCCUCUUUGGGAUCACUGAUUCAUGCGCUCCCGCAGGGUUUACAAGAACCCCAGACGUUCUUCUCCCCCUCCCCUUCCUGAGGUCAGACCGAGAUCCAUGGCACUGCAGAGUCUUCUGGGAUUUGGGAAGCAGUUGCUGAGGGUGAAGGUGGUGGACUGUAACUCAGAGGACUCCCGUCUGUCUCGAUGCCUUAACACUUUUGACCUGGUGGCCCUGGGCGUGGGCAGCACGCUUGGUGCCGGCGUCUAUGUGCUGGCUGGUGCUGUUGCACGUGAGAACUCUGGUCCUGCCAUUGUUCUGUCUUUCCUGAUAGCAGCCCUCGCCUCAGUGAUGGCUGGUCUAUGCUAUGCAGAGUUUGGAGCUCGUGUUCCCAAGACAGGCUCAGCUUACCUUUACUCCUAUGUGACUGUAGGUGAACUCUGGGCCUUUAUCACUGGAUGGAACCUCAUCCUCUCCUAUAUCAUUGGUACCUCCAGUGUGGCCCGGGCAUGGAGCGCCACCUUCGAUGAGCUGUUAGGGAGGCGCAUAGAGGCGUUCAGCAGAGAGUACAUGUACAUGAAUGCACCGGGCGUCUUAGCAGAAUACCCUGAUAUGUUCGCUGUUUUUAUCAUAAUCACCCUCACUGGUCUGUUGGCAUUUGGUGUCAAAGAGUCAGCCAUGGUGAAUAAGGUCUUCACUUGUGUCAACGUCCUAGUGCUGUUGUUCAUGGUAGUCUCUGGCCUGGUCAAAGGUACUUUAAAGAACUGGCAGCUUGACCCUGAAGAGAUCCUAUAUGCCAAUCAUACCAGUAACACCAGCUUCAAUCUGACAGGCAUCCUGCCUACCAAGGAGAGUUUAGGAGUGGGCGGCUUCAUGCCCUUUGGUUUCUCCGGCGUCCUGUCGGGAGCUGCUACCUUUUACGCCUUUGUCGGAUUUGACUGCAUCGCCACCACAGGUGAAGAGGUGAAGAACCCCCAGAGAGCCAUCCCUAUUGGCAUCGUGUCAUCACUGCUCAUCUGCUUUGUAGCCUACUUUGGUGUUUCUGCUGCCCUCACCCUCAUGAUGCCUUACUACCUGCUGGACAGCAACAGCCCUCUGCCUGUAGCCUUCAACUAUGUGGGUUGGGGAGGAGCCAAAUAUGCUGUUGCUGUAGGCUCUCUGUGUGCUCUGUCCACUAGUCUGUUGGGUUCCAUGUUCCCCCUCCCCCGAAUCAUCUUUGCCAUGGCUCGGGAUGGCCUGCUCUUCUCCUUCCUGUCCCGUGUCAGCGAGAGGAAAUCCCCCAUAACGUCCACUGUGACCGCCGGGGUUAUGUCUGCUAUCAUGGCAUUUCUGUUCGACCUGAAGGACCUGGUGGACCUUAUGUCAAUAGGAACGCUGUUGGCUUACACACUGGUGGCUGCGUGUGUCCUCGUACUCAGGUACCAGCCCGAGCAGCCUAGUCAGCUGUAUGAGAUGGCCAGUACCCUGGAAGAGGGGGACAUGAGUGACGGCAUCAGUGUCCCAAGUAUGGGCAUCCUGCCAGGUGUGGAGGAGAGGUUCAGCUUCAAGACCCUCCUGUUCCCAGACAACAAUGAACCAUCAGCACUUUCAGGCUUCUCUGUCAACAUCUGCGCCUCCUUGCUGGGAACAUUGAUCCUGGCGUUCAGUGUGCUCGCAGUGCAGGGUGGCACCGCUUCUUGGAACAUCGUAAUCCUCAGUGUCAUCUUCAUGGUGUGUGGCUUUCUCACCUUCAUCGUCUGGAGGCAACCAGAGAGCAAGACGAAGCUUUCUUUCAAGGUUCCACUGCUACCUUUCCUUCCAGUCGUCAGCAUGUUUGUCAAUGUUUACCUGAUGAUGCAGCUUGACAGAGGCACUUGGAUACGGUUUUCUAUCUGGAUGGUGAUAGGUUUUGUUAUAUACUUCUGCUACGGCAUCCAUCACAGUACUGAGGGCUCCUUAUCCCGCUCAUCUCCAGAAACAGAGAUGGAAGGCGACGGUGAAUCAGAGGCCAGGUCCACAGAAAAGGAGGCCUUCCUGCACUAUGGGAUCGAAGCCAGGGAAGAGGACGAUGGAGAUUUGUAGGAAGCCUUAGAACAUGCUGCUUACAUUUCAACCUGCCCUGACGCCAGUCUGUGUAAGACUAUUUUUGACAGCACAACUCCCAGUCCCUCACUGGCAGUACUCCUCUUUGAAGGAAGUUUUAAUGUGUAACCUUGACCUAAAAUUCAGAAACCUGUGACCCCCCCCCCCCCUCCCCUUUGACUGCUGGUUAGAACAACAGGAUUUCUGAAGCUAUAAUUGAAAUGCUCCUUCAUGUUACAUCAGUAUUUUGAAAUAGUUUUGUUAAACCUUUUGCUGCCCUUGAGCUUCAGAGGCAUGUUGUCGCUGGCUAACUGAUGUGGGAGGGCUCAGGCUAAACACAUGAAUCAUGUCAGUGUUUCUGGGAGGUUCUGGGAGACAAUAAUAUUUGUUUCUCCUCAGGAUGGGUCACAAAAUCUUCUCUGGAGAGUGUCUGGGUUACAUUGCUGGCAGUGGGACAAUGUGCACAUGUGGUAACAGCUUUUGUCUGGGUGCCUUUCUUCCGAUUACAACAUGUAUAUAUUAACAUAAAUCCGAAAAAAUCUGAUUUAAAGGUUAGUGAGAAAUACAGAUUGUGCUAAACCUUUUUCCAAUUCUUGUGCAACCUAAUGAUUGAAAUGAUCUCCAACAGGCUGAUAAGUGCAGGAUUUCACAAUACAUUCGCCGUGAUAAUAAUAUAAUUUCUCUUGUUCACAAACCGGAAAGGCUAGAUGGCCGAUGGCUGUGAACGUUGGCCGGCCGACAGGAAGCCAUAGCUUACAGUUAGCAUGAGUCAAACCCUUAAGUCCAAAGGAUUGCUUUAAUACCAUCUGAGGUCCAAGGCUUUUCUUGCAAAAGGGAAAGCUUGGCCUCCCUGGGUGUUAAGAGUAUUAGCAGGGAGCAGUUUGGAAAAUAAUCAGCCAUGGAUUUGGCUGCAUAUUGUGAUGCAGAAACAGCUGUAAAAAUACAGUUUAACAACGUCUCCUGUUGGAAUCUGAGUUACUAAGAUUUAAAUAGAGAUUUGAGGAAGACUUUGAUUUGAGUCAAAUUUGAUCAAGAGUUGUGGCGCUGGAUAGCUUAGGGGUUAUGUCGCAUACUUCCUGUCCUUGGGUCCCUAUUUCCUACUCUAUCCACCGCCAUCCCCCUAUACAGUAUGUGUGAAACAGUCCCAAACAAUGUUAAAAAGAGUUACCUGAUUUGACAUUUAGAUGAACAUUUUCUAAAUUACAGUCUGCAAUAUGAACUAUCUGCUGCUCUUAGUAAAUACAUAAAAUGUGAAUUGUGAAACAUGCUAAACAUUAGUUCAGGACAUUGACAGCUGAUGAAUGUCUGACAGUGUCACUAAAGAUGGUAGUUGAUUUUUUGUUUUCACAGUGCUGGCUGCUGUGUGUCUGUUGAAUCUGUGCGUGUCACAGUUCCUCAAAAAAACAGAUCAGAUGUUCAAUCUGGAUAAAUGUUCUUGUUCUAAAUCUGAACGAUUCCCUUUGUGAUGUUUGUUAAUGUCUUCUUAUCAUCCAGACCCUUACAUAUCGUAACUUCUGUGUCUUUCAGACGUUGAAUCUGAAUAAAGUUAAGAUUUUUAAUUAGGUAAACACACAAAUCAUUUCAUCUGGCAGAUUUAAACAUUUAUGUAAAUGAUUAAACAGAAACAUUGAUGCAUUAACUUUCACCUACAUUACCCACAUUGCAACUUGAUUGUUGAUAAUCAGUUGGAGAGUUUGUUGUGACAGCUUGUUGCAGCUAAUUAAACCUCAGGCCACUGGCCUCCAGUAAGGGUCUUACUCACUCAUCAUUCAUUAACCUAUUUCUAACACCACAAAUCCAGAUUUGUGUCUCUUUUCAAUCAUGUAGUCUUCAUCCUAAUCAAUUGACAUCACUUGAGGCAAUUUACUAGAGUAUGUACAGCUUGCUCUACAGCCACAAAAGGUACAACACAAUUAGUAUCCCUUCAUACAUAAUUUUAGACCUUGUCAUUGAUGCUAAGCUGAUGAAUAAAAUCUGUCCAGAGGUCAAAAUGUGUAAUCAAGAUUGUAUAUAUAAAGUAUUGUUCAUAUUUCUCAGUAAAUUAUUUGUAAAUUGUAGAAAAGGCGUUUACUAAGUCACCCUGCAUGUCUGACAUGCUCUGUACAUUGUGUUUACAUAUUUUGUAAAUCCUCACCGCCUUCAUUUAUCAUCAAUGCCGUUUUAAGAGCUAUAGACACAGGAUGCAUCACUGCAGUAGAAACAUGAUUCCUGGAGUAGUAAUGAGCUGCUGUAAUGCUGCUUAUGGCCGUUACAGUGUGGUUACGAAUCCAUGACUUCACCUAUUUCUUGCACGACUGACAUGUCCCGAUGACGUUCACACAAGAGAGUCUUCACCUUGUUGAAUUUUGAACACAAGGCAGAAGCUCUCUUUGUUAUUUUUAAUUAUCCAUGAUGGUGAAUAUUUCCCCCAAUGAAAUGAUCAUGAACAGCCUUGUAGAAUCAUUACAAAGGGAUUCCUGUGUAUGUCAAAAUCUGUUUUGGUAAAAAUCAAUGCUUAUAUCUCAAUGAUGUCAUCAUGUCAUGUCACAUCUCACCUAAAUGAAUAUAUGUAAUGACAUACUAGAUCAUAGAUUAAAGCUUAAAUGGUGUCCCAAUAUUUUGAAAUCCAUCCCCAUGCAGUGUUCAUGACUGUCUUAUCUGUUUCUCAGUCUGUUUUUUUCUCAUUUGCCCUUUGUUGCUUCAAUGGUAUAAGGUGUAAAUAUUGGAAAAGCACAAAACUUAAUUUUUAAUUCAUAUUUCUCACUAAAAAUCAAGAGUUUCUCACUUUAUAAUCACUUAAUCUACCCUCACUGAACAUUUCCUCAUAGAAGACGAUCAUUAUUUCCCUCAGGCUGCAUUUACGCACAGUACUGCACUUAGAAAAAGCUUGACUUCAGUGUCAUUAAAGCAUUGUCGUUAACUUGGAGUGCAUUUUUGUUGGGCAUCAAAGUCUGUUCUUGAAAGUAAAAAGCCUCACGGUUCAGCUGCGUUUCGUAGGCUCUUUCAUCCACUGUGCACAGCCUUUUUUUUUUCUUUUUUUUAGCAGUUUUCAUACAGAUAUCUUUCCAUGAAGCCAUAAGUUGGAACUGAAUAGUUCAGGCAAAGCUACGAAGAUGGCUUUAUGUUAAGAUUUGAUUUUUUGUUUGUUUUCUGGAGUCCAUUCUGUUUAAGUUUAUAUUUUAUUUUUUUGUAGAUGUUCAGUUAAAUGUUAAAUGGCCAUCAAAUAUGACUUCCUUGUUCAAAUGCUGAUGUGUGACAGUUUCUGCCCUUUUUAUUUUAUGUUUGUGUCGGGGUGUUAAUUUCACAUUGAAAACCAAUUUGUUGAAUGUGAAAGGUCUUUACUUUGGCGCCAUCUGCUGGGGUGGGGGGUUGGUGGGUAUUAUCACAAUUAGGGAAACUGACGGGCUCAUAGCAAAUCAUUGAUAAUAAUUUUUUCCAUUUCUUCUCACAGAAAAAAAUAACAUUGAAAGUUUAAAUAUUAAACGAAAUGUAUGGUGUUCUGUGUGUUAUUCAUGUGGUAGUCAUCUCUGCUUGUCCUUUGUGUGCCUUUAUUCAUGUCUGUAUAUGUUUCAAUGCUUCACUUUUGUAAAUAAAAAUAAGAUUUACAAAAUC